Amoebophrya sp. A120 is the source of this 386-nucleotide messenger RNA. The record is from the annotation of a GenBank genome assembly. Lineage: Eukaryota; Dinophyceae; Syndiniales; Amoebophryaceae.
CUAUGAAAUCUUGCACGAGAUGUAUGCGCCUAACGGCCAGAGAAGUUCCGGACAGGCUGCCAACAUACUCGCCAAUAAUAACCAACCGGGCGAUGGUACAACUUCUAAUUCCAACCAGCCUCCCAAGCUCGCCGAAGUGUUUGCGAGUCAGCUCGGCCGCGAUUCCCCCGUCUUUCGGGCGCUGCAAACCCGAAUGCUGGAAGCGCACGAAGCGCAGGGAAUUAGCAAGAUGAAUGCGGGAACAUCAAAUGCAGUCGUUGGGAGCUUGGUUGACAGGCAGGUCGGGACCACAUUGUCGAACAACAGCAAAAAGAACAACGCUUCAUCGGAACUUCUGCAGACGAAGAAUGCAGCCGCUUCGGGUAACCUUUCCUUGCUGAACGUGG